GGGGAGUGGAAGAGUUCCAAAGGAGCAGGGAUGCAGAACAGAACUAGUCUCGUUCUCUGUGCCCUUGCUCUCCUGAUGGGCUUCCUGAUGAUCUGCCUGGGGGCCUUCUUCAUUUCCUCAGGAUCGAUAUUCAACUGUCGAGGGAAACUGAUCCUGGCCUAUAUGCUUCUGCCACUGGGGUUUGUGAUCCUUCUGAGCGGAAUUUUCUGGAGCACCUACCGCCAGGCAAGGGAAAGCAAAGGGGUGUUCACCCAUGUGCUCAGAAGACACCUUUCUCAUGGGGCACUUCCCCUGGCCACAGUUGACAGGCCAGAUUUCUACCCUCCUGCGUAUGAAGAGAGUCUUGAUGCCGAGAAGCAACCUUGUCCUGCAGAGGGAGACGCCUUGGAUGUACCUCCACCUCUGUACACAGAGAUGGGCCUUGAAUUUGAGGAUGCAACGGAUGCCCACCCGGAGGCCCCACCUUCCUAUGACGAGUCUGUAGCAGGUGGGGUGCUGGCAGCCACACCAUUGCAGGAUGCUGAGGGGCAGAGCCGGGGAUGCUGAAGCAGGGGACACGCCCUCGUGCUCCGGAUGCACCUUCAUGGGCUACAGCUGCUGAUAAUAAACGUGGCCACUGGACUAUGGGAGGGAAAGUGUCUUCUGGGACCCCCAGGAGUGCCUGCCGAGGAGAUGCUGGGGAUGACUGCCGUGCAGUUCCACCGAUGUGCUUGGCCUGAAAGGGCUCCAGAGGGGUGUGGUCGGCAGCCGGCAACAUUUCAAAGGAUUCGCACUAAUCCCAGCCCAGGUGGGCUUUGGGACUGCUUUUAGAGCUCUGCUCCAAGAGGCUUUUGGCUCUCACUCAACCCCCUCCCAUCACCUCAGCCCCCAGGGGGAAGGAAUAGGUGCUGCUCGUGGGGCAGCCAGCCACCUUCAGGCACUGCAUCACCCAACAAUCGCAAAAGGAAAGCAGGCUGGAAACAAAGGGUCAUUGUGGUUUAAUCUGCGGCUUUGGUUGGCUGGUGUCACAGUUCUCUCCAUUCACCGUAUUACCAGAGUGACACCGUAAUUCGCAUUGUGGGAGGUGUGCUCUUGGAAGCCAUGAAUGUUACUUCAUACUACUUAAUUUUAAUUAUGUGUAUUUUACUUCUACGUGGAAAACAACUACAAUAUUUCCUUUCAAAAUGGCUCGAACACAAAAUUUUCAAUGAAUAUCUUAAAAACAGGAUGGUUGUACAGCAGAGAUGACAAGGUUUCUUGGAGACUCAAGUGGGACAGACAUAACACUUAAAAUUCAUAAGACAGAAUACAGAAGGGAAAACUGUACUAGUCAUAAGUUGUAUUAACAUAGAUUUUGACGUAAAUAUUCAAAGGCAUUAAAAUAUCCGUGUGUAUUUCAACAAAUCCCCCCCCCACCCCCCGCAAAUCUCUAGAAUCUGAAAGAAAAGAGACUAUAUUGUAGUACUUUGAUCCUUAACCGAAAAUUCUUGAGGGUCUCAAGAUACAGACCCAUAUGCAUUUUUAGACUUGGGACAUUUAUUUUAAAAACCACGGAUUCGUCCUCAGCUGUAUUAUAUUUUAUUACAUGUUUUAACACACGAGGACAUGUUGGGUGGCAGGGCAGUGGGAAGAGAGGCAGCCUGAUGUUUUAGAGCUUGGACAAGAAUCUUCAUCUGUCUGGGCCUCAGUUUCUUCCUCAAUCAAGUGAGGAAUUUAUGCUACGAUUGUUAUCUAACAAUUAUGGAAUGUCUUUUAUAUGACAGGUUCUGUGCUGUGAACUUUUUUGUGCUUUUUGUUUAGCCCUCAUUAUACCCUUCAGAAGUAAGUGCAAUGGUUAGUCCCAUUUUACAGAUGCAUAAACUGAGACUUUGAAGGCAUUGAGAAACUUUGCCAAUAGCGUACAGUUGUUUCCAGUAGAGGGGCGUGAGUGUAUUUACUUCAAACAUUUGUGCUAGGUUAGCCCUGUCUUAGCUCCCUUCUCCCACGGAGCAGUCUGGACUUCUCUCCAGAUUCAGAAAGUGGGCCCCAUCAGGAAGUGGAGCCCCAGGAUUGGUACAAUACCUUACAACCCUUGGGGAAGCCAGAGAGCUUGCUCUAGCAUUCUCUUUUAUAUUUUUUAACUUAAAAAAGACUUAAAAUUUUUUCAUUGUAGUUGACAUAUAAUAGGGUUCUCUUUUAACAUGUAAAUACGCCCUCCAUGUUUUCUGCCCAGGAGCUUGGCCCCCACCUCUUUGUG
Molecule: messenger RNA, 2215 nt
Organism: Callorhinus ursinus (northern fur seal)
Lineage: Eukaryota; Metazoa; Chordata; Mammalia; Carnivora; Otariidae
Source: RefSeq, a predicted model, not a curated record